UGUGUAGGCCUAUAGGUGAUUGUUCUAAGAGAUAGUAAUACUGAAUAUUGUAUUAAAUUUAAAGUUAGAGAACGACUGAAGUGUCAACGAGAACAAAAUUAUUUAACUAUUUAUUAUAAAAACGAAAUCAGACAAGAAAUAUUAUAAAGGAAGGGCUUAAGUUAACCAUGGAAACAGGCUGAACAUUUGAGUAAUCCUAACAAGUUUCUUUAUAAUGGAGGAUCACAGUGUAGAGAGUCUUGCCGAAGUUUUUCGCUGCUUCAUUUGUAUGGAAAAAUUGAGGGAUGCUCAUCUGUGUCCACAUUGUUCUAAGUUGUGCUGUUACAUGUGUAUUCGACGUUGGUUAACUGAACAAAGGUCACAGUGUCCUCACUGCAGAGCAUCUCUUCACAUUCACGAGCUUGUGAAUUGUCGCUGGGUUGAAGACGUUACACAACAACUUGAUACUUUGCAGUUGGUAGGACCAAGUAAACUUGACGUUCCAGAUAAAGAAAAGUGCAAAUCACACAAGGAAAAACUGAGUGUGUUUUGUAAAAAUUGUCGGCAGUGUAUUUGUCACCAGUGUGCUCUGUGGGGUGGAAUGCAUACGGGACAUGUUUUCAAGCCUCUUGAAGAAGUUUACGAGCAGCAUGUGAGCAACAUCAAGGAGGAGGUUGGGCAGCUGAGACGACGUCUCAUGGAACUGAUCAGCUUAGUUCAAGAGGUGGAAAGAAAUGUUGAGAGUGUGCGAGCUGCAAAAGAUGAAAGAGUGCAUGAAAUCAGAAAUGCUGUUGAGCAUAUGAUAUCUCGAUUAGAUUCUCAACUAAAAAGCAAACUUCUUACACUCAUGGGUCAGAAGAAUUCCUUAACUCAGGAAACAGAACAACUGGAGUCAGUUCUCCAAUCUGUGGAACAGCAGUUGCACUCUUCAACCAAGAGUGACUUAAUUACCAAAAGCACAGAACUGUUAGAAACAAUUUCAGAGAUCCAGAGGAAACCCAUGGCUAGUUUUGUAACAGCUCCAGUCCCAGCUGAUUUUCAGAGUGAAAUAGUUCCUUGCUAUGAAAGCAACACCUUUGUGAUGCACAAUUUUAGCAUUCUUCAGCAGAGGGCAGACCCUGUGUAUAGCCCAGCAUUGAACAUUUGUGGCUUAACCUGGAGAUUAAAAGUUUACCCUGAUGGUAAUGGAGUAGUACGGGGACAUUACUUGUCAGUGUUUUUGGAAUUGUCAGCUGGACUUCCUGAAACAUCAAAGUAUGAAUACCGAGUGGAGAUGAUUCAUCUAGCUUCUCGAGAUGCAACCAAAAACAUUGUUCGAGAAUUUGCUUCUGAUUUUGAAGUUGGAGAAUGCUGGGGUUAUAACCGGUUCUUUCGACUAGACCUCUUGGCCACUGAAGGUUAUUUAAACACACAGACAGAUUCUUUGGUUCUAAGAUUUCGAGUUCGACCACCAACAUUUUAUCAGAAGUGUAGAGACCAACAGUGGUUUAUCAACCAGCUACAAGCUACACAGACUCACUUUGCAACCCAGAUUAAUGACCUGAAAGAAAGACUUGCUAUAGAAUUAUCCCGAAACCAAUCAGCUGUAGGAAAAGAAGUGAAUGCAACGACAAAUGGCACAUCUCAGCCAGUACCUGAUCAGCCCAGGCCGUGUACUUCAUCGUUAAUUUCUAAUGUUCUUAACAGUCCUUGUAUUUACUCAUCAGCAUCAAGCCUGGUUUCUUCAGUGGCAUUUACACUAACCCCUAAUUAUUCUGUGGCAGGAAGCGAGUUAUCUCUCUCUCCAGGCACAAGAGCUUCUAUUGGAAGUGGCAAAUACACACCCAAUGACAGAGCUGCAAAACUAUCUCUAGGAGGAAAAUCUAGUGGGAAAAAAACAGUAACUGGAACAUUGAAACAGCAGAGAAAAGGAUUAAGUGAGCAAUCUAGCCCACAAGCUCCAGAAAAACAACAGAUAUCAUGCUUUAGCGAACAAAUCACUUCUCAACAACAGAAUACUGAUUGUCCUGAUGAUGCUAGACCUUGUGUACCAGAGAGAGUAGCCAGUCCAUCCUUCAAGGAUCUUGUGGAUUCCUCUGUAGCUUCAUACAAUUUUGAUUCCACAAGUUCUGAUGAUAGUGAGGUACAAUCUCUUGUGAAAUAUGUGUAA
This is a messenger RNA of Limulus polyphemus (Atlantic horseshoe crab), 2128 nucleotides long. Its product is annotated as E3 ubiquitin-protein ligase TRIM37-like. Gene Ontology annotation, molecular function: zinc ion binding; ubiquitin protein ligase binding; ubiquitin protein ligase activity. Bases 215 to 2128 code for a protein of 637 amino acids. The transcript is spliced from 14 exons. Lineage: Eukaryota; Metazoa; Arthropoda; Merostomata; Xiphosura; Limulidae. Gene Ontology annotation, cellular component: peroxisome; aggresome. The record is from RefSeq and is a predicted model, not a curated record. Gene Ontology annotation, biological process: protein autoubiquitination; negative regulation of centriole replication.